Molecule: messenger RNA, 801 nt
Organism: Rhinocladiella mackenziei CBS 650.93
Lineage: Eukaryota; Fungi; Ascomycota; Eurotiomycetes; Chaetothyriales; Herpotrichiellaceae
Exons: 3
Coding region: 1-801 (266 amino acids)
Biological process (GO): peroxisome fission; regulation of peroxisome size
Cellular component (GO): peroxisomal membrane
Source: RefSeq, a predicted model, not a curated record
AUGGAAGUUGGGAUCGAGAAAACCCUCAAGCUUCUGCAAUCGCUCUCUCAGAUUGGCGAGGCGGUUGCCUUCCCGUCGCCAAAGGCCGUCCAAUGGACGACUGCUAAAAAUCAAUCUGCAUUAGCGCGUCGGUAUUUCCGCCUCUUCAAAUGGAUCGAUUGUUGGACGUUAGCCCACAACCAGUACAGCACCCAUUUAGGCGUCCAGCCAAGUCUGAAUGAGAAGAAAGAGAUAACUUCACCGCCAAAGGCAGCCGGAGACAACAUAAGAGCAGCCCUCACCGUUACCAAGUGGUCCCUGCUCGGCAUAUACCUGUUCAUGGAGAUGUUCACGAUUACCAAUGCGAUGUUUAUCACGUCCUACUGGUGGGGUCCAACUUUGCAGCUCGAAUCCUUGAAAUUCUGGUUUUACUCGAUUGCAGUCUCAAUUUUGUUGAGUCUCUACAAGAUAUACUUACUUGGUUCGAGCCCGUCACCGACUUCGUCUUUUUCUGAUGCUGCUGUUAUUCAGAAUGCGAAUGAGACGCCCCCAAAGACAAGACGGCAGAAAAAGUCACAGAAGACGACUCGAGAGAAGCAACAAGAACCCUCCUCUCACUCCCACGCCCACACUUCGUCGCUUGAUGUCCAGGCUGCGGAACGUUACGCUCUUUACAAGCAGCUCGCGAUUGAUAGUUGCGACCUGGUGAUCCCCGGCUCAAUACUGGGCUGGACACCACUUGAUCCCGUCGUGGUUGGCAUUGCAGGUUCGAUCAGUGCUGUUCUUGGAGCUUCGAAUGUCUGGGCACGAGUUGAUCGGUGA